Messenger RNA from Stegodyphus dumicola, 2066 nucleotides. RefSeq names its product glutathione synthetase-like. Gene Ontology annotation, molecular function: glutathione binding; ATP binding; glutathione synthase activity. Gene Ontology annotation, biological process: glutathione biosynthetic process. NCBI's taxonomy places the organism in Eukaryota, Metazoa, Arthropoda, Arachnida, Araneae, Eresidae. Gene Ontology annotation, cellular component: cytosol. The record is from RefSeq and is a predicted model, not a curated record.
UAAGUUUGCUAAUCGCCACAAUUUUUUUAAACAUUUAUUUAUCGUAGCAUCAUUUUCAGUUGAGCACCUAAAGGAUGGUUUAUGUAAUACUUUUUAUUGCGUUUAUUCGAAAUUUCCGUAUCAUAAAUUUAGAUAAAGUAUCUCUUCGCCAGAUGUUUUAAAUCUGUAAAAGAAAAACAACUCCAUAACGUGCAGAUCAACUUUAAAAAUAAUGCGUUUUCCUUACCAGUAUCAAUAACAAUAUUAAAAAAAAAAUUUUUUUUUGAAUACUUAAAGCAUCACGUGUUUAUCGCAUCAAUAAUGCUUAGUUGACGAAUGUUAUCUCUACAUCUGGCCGACUAAACUUUCCGUAUGUACUUUGAUCGUCGAGCGUUUUGUUGCGCUUAAGCUGGAAAGGAGAACUGUAUUGAGAUUCAGAAAAAUGUAUAGACUACAUUCUGAGGCGUUAACUUCUGCAGCUGAAGAUGCCAAAGAUUAUGCCAUCUCUAGAGGAAUAGCUAUGCAUCCAUCUGAUUUAACUAAAGAUGCCAGAGUACCAUUACCGUUUUGUCUUUUUCCCUCACCUUUUCCAGAAAAUUGGUUUACUUUUGUUUAUGAAUUACAACCACAUUUGAAUCUCAUAUUGCACAAAAUCGCACAUUCAAGAAUAUUUCUUAAAGAAUGCUUAUCCAGCAUUAUUGAAGCUGAUGAAUUUACAAGGAAAAUUUUUGAAAUAUUUGAAGCUGUAGAUUAUGAAAGAGAAAAAAAGCGGUGGAGCCUGGGCGUGAUUCGCUCAGAUUAUUUAUUAAACUCAAAUCCUUCUGGAGGAAUACUGGGCAUAAAGCAAGUCGAAAACAACACCAUAGCAUCUGGAUUUGGUGGAAUAGCACCACUUAUGCGAGAUUUGCAUAGAUUUGUGUUCAAAAAAUUUGGUCAACAAGGAUUUGAACACAAACUGCCAUUAAAUGAGGCUACUUCUGAAAUUGCAAAAGGAAUUUUUGCUGCAUGGAAAAUAUAUGGAAAUCCAAAUGCUAUUGUUCUUUUUGUUGUGGAAGAAAAUACUUUCAAUAUCUGUGAUCAACGAAUACUGGAAUAUGGUAUUUUCAAAUAUGGAAACAAAACAAAAGUUAUACGAUGCACUUUCAAAGACCUUAGAACAUGUGCCAAAUUAAAAGGAGAUGCUCUUAUUGUGAAAGGUAAAGAAGUUGCUGUUGUAUAUUAUCGUGUUGGAUAUGCCCCCGAACAUUAUGAACCUGAGGAUUGGGGAACUAGACUCUUGAUUGAACGUUCAAAUGCAAUUAAAUGUCCCUCUGCUGGUUUGCAUCUGGCUGGAACUAAAAGAGUGCAACUCUAUUUAACUCAGGAUGGAAUUCUUGAAAAAUUUGUUAGUCAUGAUGUUGCAGUGAAAAUAAGAGAAGUCUUUGCACAGCAGUAUUCUUUAGAUGUGGCUGAAGGUGGAGAUGAUGCUAUUGUAUUGGGUCUUGGAAAUCCUGAAAGAUUUGUGUUGAAACCAGAAAGGGAAGGGGGAGGCAAUAAUAUAUAUGGUGAUGAUUUAAAAAAUCGUUUGAAGCAAAUCAGAACCAGUUGUCAACGAAAUGCGUACAUUUUAAUGGAGCUAAUAAAUCCACCUAGCUCUCCUAAUUGCCUUGUACUAAGAGACAGAACUGCAGAAGUAUCAAAUGUUGUUUCUGAGCUUGGAAUUUUUGGAGUGAUAUUAGGAAAUGAAGACAAUGUGUCCUUAAAUAUUUCUGCUGGUCAUCUUUUACGUACUAAAAAAGUUGAACUAAAUGAAGGUGGUAUUGCAGCAGGUUUCGGAGCAAUGGGUUCUCCAAUUUUAGAAACUGAUUAUUAACUAAUUCUAAAUAUCAAGGAAUUUUAAUUCUGAUCUUUAUCACAAGAUUUAAAUGUAUUUUAAUGUUUGAAUGUAAAUUUGUAUGAAUUGAAUUUGUAUUUUUUUGAAUUGAAGUUUAUCAUAAUAUGCAUUUUAAAAAGACUUUUAUUUUAUUUAAAAUGUAUAAAUAAAAGUUUUAAGGUUUCUCCCAAUAUUUCAGUUUUUAAUAAGUUAGAAUACUGAUAAUGUAGCUAUU